This is a messenger RNA of Cheilinus undulatus (humphead wrasse), 2174 nucleotides long. RefSeq names its product gastrula zinc finger protein XlCGF57.1-like. Gene Ontology annotation, biological process: regulation of transcription by RNA polymerase II. Gene Ontology annotation, molecular function: RNA polymerase II cis-regulatory region sequence-specific DNA binding; DNA-binding transcription activator activity, RNA polymerase II-specific. The transcript has 2 exons. The record is from RefSeq and is a predicted model, not a curated record. Lineage: Eukaryota; Metazoa; Chordata; Actinopteri; Labriformes; Labridae. Gene Ontology annotation, cellular component: nucleus. Bases 90 to 1292 code for a protein of 400 amino acids.
UUUGUUGUGUUUAGUCUGCCAGAAAUUCAAAAGAGGAAUAAGAAGCAGAAAACAUACUGAAGAACUUUACAGCUGAAUAAAAAACAAGAAUGUUUUCUGUGGAGAGGUUCAGAGAUUUCGUCAACGAGCGGCUAACUGCUGCAGCUGAGGAAAUAUGGGCCGUUUUUUUAACAGCUGUCGUCGAGUACGAGGCAGAGAUCAACCGUCAGCGCAGAAUGCUGGACAUCGUUUGGAAACCUCACAUCCACUUACACAGAAUAGACGUCCCACAGCAACAUGUGUGUAAGGAGGAGGAGGUUUUGGCUGAGCAGCAGCUGUGUCACCAGGAGAGGAAGUCCAGUCUGGACCAGGAGGAGCCAGAGCCUCCACAGAUUAAAGAGGAGCAGGAGGGAGAGCAGAUCAAACAGGAGGAGACUGACAUGUUGAUUAUGACUCCUAAGGAGGAGGAAAGCGAGCACAGAGAAGCAGAUGGACAACAUGAACUCCAGCUCCUUUCUCACAACUUUCAUGUCGCUGAGACUCAAGAUCCCAAAGAGAACCAGCAGAAAGACUCAGAGAUAACUGGAAGAUCAAAACUCAGACAAGAGAGAGACAGAAAACACACAGAUGAGAGGCUGUUUUCAUGUGAAGUAUGUGGAAAAGACUUUAAAUAUAACUGUGUAUUGAAAAAACACAUGAUGACACACACAGGUGAUAAGCCUUUCUCCUGCAGCACCUGUGGAAAAGGAUUCUGUCAGAAAUAUGAUUUAAAUUGUCAUAUUUUUACUCACACAGGUAAAAAGCCACACAUCUGUGAUACCUGUGGAGCAUCAUUCACAGCGAAACAGUCAUUGCUUAGGCACAUCAGCAUCCAUACAGGUGAAAAACCACAUAUCUGCACAAUUUGCAACAAAUGUUUUACAUGUAAAGGUGAUUUGACAGCCCAUAUGAGACGACACAAUGGUGAGAAGCCUUUCUCCUGCAGCACCUGUGGAAAAAGAUUCUGUCAGAAAUCAGAUUUGAAUGAUCACAUUCUUACUCACACAGGUAUAAAGUCACAUACCUGUGAUACCUGUGGGAAAUCAUUCACACUGAAAAAACGUUUGAAAAAUCACUUACUUAUCCAUACAGGUGAAAAACCACAUACCUGCAUAAUUUGCAGCAAAUCUUUCAGAGAUAAAGGUUAUUUGACAGUCCACAUUAGAACACACACAGGUGAGAAGCCUUACUCCUGCGCCACAUGUGGAAAAAGAUUCAUUUCGAAAUCAGAUUUGAAUCAACACAUUCGUACUCACAAAGGUACAAAGUCAUAGUCCUGUGGUAUCUGUGGACAUCAUUUACCUGGAAAUGUGCUUUGGACAACCACCUAAAGAUCCAUGCAGACAAUAAUGCAUAAACUCCCUAAACAUGUGGCAGGUCUCUCAGAAUUGGUGCUGAAUUGGUUACUUGUAUUGAUUCUCAACUUUUGCCACCUAUAUGGAGCCAGGAUCCUGUCACUCUUUUGAAAAUUCUCCUACUGAAAAAACUGCCUUAAAGCACAGCCAUGAAACUGGUCAUAAAUCACACCAGGCACAGGGACAUCACAAACUGCUCUCUACUGCCAUUACCAACAUCUGUGCAUAGCCCCCCGUCACCACCUUCUGCUCUUACAAUCUCAAGCAUCUUCAGCAGAAUGCCUCACAUGUCAUUUGGCAAUUUCACAUCAGUUCAUUUCAGUCUGAACUACAGGAUGCCACAAGGGUCAGUUCUCAGUCCACUGUUGUAAAGCCUUUACAUACUUUCAUAUACAUUCAUAUACCAAUGAUAAACAGCUCCAUGUCUCACUCUCCCCUGGUAAUCUCAGUCCCAUAAAUCACUUGGUCAAAUGCAUCAAUGAAAUGAACCACUGGGUGUCACUAAAUUUUCUUCAUCUUAACAGAGAUAAAACAGAAAUCCUGAUAGUUGGUCCACAACAGAAGUCACAAGAAAUAAUUUCAUUUUUAUUUUCAUGUUCUUUAAAGCAGUGGUUCUCAACCUUGGAGUCAGGACCCCCUUCAGGGUCACGAGACACUGAGAAACUAAGAACAUAUAUUUUUUGAUUACAAUGUUGCCACUUUACACCUAUUUUAACACAUUUCUGCCAUUUAACACUUAUUUUUGCCAUUUUAAUCCCUUUUCACAGUUUUUUCUGCCUGUUUUGCCACUUCUUAACCAAU